AUGUUUGAUAAUUAGUCUAUGUACAAUGUUAUUGAUCAUCAACUAAAUUUAGAUUUUGUUGAUUAUAAGCAUUUAAAUAAUUUGGUUGCUCAAGUAAUUAGUUCAUACACUGGAUUAAGAAGAUUUAACUCUUGUGAUAACUCUAAGUUUAUUUUAAAUAUGUGCCCUUAUCCGAGAAUCCAUUAUUUAAUUCCAUCAUAUAGUAAACUGACUUUAAUAAAUGAUUACAAGAGAAAAGAAUUAGAUCAAAGAUAAUUCAUUAAAGAUAUCACAAAAAAAGAGUAAAGACUUUUUUAAUGUCCUUAAAAUCGUCGACAUCUCUGUACAAUCUUAUUACUGAGAUAAAAAGAAUUGAACAGUUUUUAUGGUAAAUUCAACAACAGACUAACAAACCUAGAUCAUGUAUUUGCCUAAAAUACAAAUAUUUUUUAAUGUAAAUCCUCAAAUUACUAAGUAUUACCUGAACUUGCAUAAAUGAAACAAACAGGAACCUUCUUCUCUAAUGAUAGUUCAAUUUUGAGUAGAUUUAAACUAUUGGUCUAAUAGUUUGAUAAAAUUUUUGCAAAAAGAUCUUUUACGCAUUGGUAUAUCGGUGAUGGAUUAGAAGAUAAAGAGUUUUCUGAAGCAUUAGAUGAAUUAAUAGGAAUAAUAGCUGAUUAUAAAGAAUUGGAAUAGAAUUGGAAUUUUAAUUUACAAGAGGAGACUUACAAUGAUGAAUAUUGA
Molecule: messenger RNA, 723 nt
Organism: Paramecium octaurelia
Lineage: Eukaryota; Ciliophora; Oligohymenophorea; Peniculida; Parameciidae
Source: the annotation of a GenBank genome assembly